This is a messenger RNA of Mizuhopecten yessoensis (Yesso scallop), 2292 nucleotides long. Its product is annotated as serine-rich adhesin for platelets-like. Bases 1 to 2292 code for a protein of 763 amino acids. The record is from RefSeq and is a predicted model, not a curated record. The transcript is spliced from 2 exons. Lineage: Eukaryota; Metazoa; Mollusca; Bivalvia; Pectinida; Pectinidae.
AUGGCAGCUAGUCCCUCCGACACUAAUUCUUUCCGGACAACUAGUCCCUCCGACACUAAUUCUAUAUGGACAAAUAGUCCCUCCGACACCAAUUAUAUCCGGACAGCUAGUCCCUCCGACACUAAUUCUUUCCGGACAACUAGUCCCUCCGACACUAAUUAUAUUCCUUCCGACACCAAUUAUAUCCGGACAACUAGUCCCUCCGACACUAAUUCUAUUCGGACAACUAGUCCCUCCGACACCAAUACUAGACCGACGACAAGUCUCUCCGACACUUAUUCUAUCCGGACAACUAGUCCCUUCGACACUGAUUCUAUCCGGAUAACUAGUCCUUCAGACACUAAUUAUAUCCGGACAAUUAAUCCCUCCGACACUUAUUAUAUCAGGACAACUAGUACCUCCGACACUAAUUCUAUAUGGACAAAUAGUCCCUCCGACACCAAUUAUAUCCGGACAACUAGUCCUUCCGACACCAAUUAUAUCCGGACAACUAGUCCCUCCGACACCAAUUAUAUCCGGACAGCUAGUCCCUCCGACACUAAUUCUUUCCGGACAACUAGUCCCUCCGACACUAAUUCUAUCCGGACAACUAGUCCUUCCGACACCAAUUCUAUACCGACAACUAGUCUCUCCGACACUAAUUCUAUACCGACAACUAGUCUCUCCGACACUAAUUCUAUCCGGACAACUAGUCUCUCCGACACUUAUUCUAUCCGGACAACUAGUCCCUCCGACACUUAUUCUAUACGGACAACUACUCCCUCAGCCACUUAUUCUAUCCGGACAACUAGUCCCUCCGACACUAAUUCUAUCCGGAUAACUAGUCCCUCUGACACUUAUUAUAUCAGAACAACUAGUCCCUCCGACGCUAAGUCUAUCUUGUCAAAUAUUCCCUCCGACACUAAUUCUAUCCGGACAACUAGUCUCUCCGACACUAAUUCUAUCCGGACAACUAGUCCCUCCGACACUAAUUCUAUCCGGACAGCUAGUCCCUCCGACACUUAUUCUAUACGGACAACUAGUCCCUCCGACACUAAUUCUAUCCGGACAACUAGUCCCUCCGACACUAAUUCUCUCCGGACAACUAAUCCUUCCGACACCAAUUCUAUACCGACAACUAGUCUCUCCGACACUAAUUAUAUACGGACAACUAGUCUCUCCGACACUAAUUCUAUCCGGACAACUAGUCUCUCCGACACUAAUUAUAUCCGGACAACUAGUCCCUCCGACACUUAUUCUAUACGGACAACUAGUCCCUCAGACACUUAUUCUAUACGGACACCUAGUCCUUUCGACACUUAUUCUAUACGGACAACUAGUCCCUCCGACAUUAAUUCUAUCCGGACAACUAGUCCAUCCGACACCAUUUUUAUACCGACAACUAGUCUCUCCGACACUAAUUCUAUCCGCACAACUAGUCUCUCCGACACUAAUUAUAUCCGGACAACUAGUCCCUCCGACACUAAUUCUUUCCGGACAACUAGUCCCUUCGACACUAAUUCUAUACGGACAACUAGUCCCUUAGCUACUUAUUCUAUCCGGACAAGUAGUCCCUCCGACACUAAUUCUUUCCGGCCAUCUAGUCCUUUCGACACUAAUUCUAUGCGGACAACUAGUCUCUCCGACACUUAUUCUAUCCGGACAAUUAGUCCCUCCGACACUAAUUCUAUAUGGACAAAUAUUCCCUCCGACACCAAUUCUAUCCGGACAACUAGUCCCUCCAACAAUAAUUCUGUCCGGACAACUAGUCCCUCCGACACGUAUUCUAUCCGGACAACUAGUCCCUCCGACACUUAUUCUAUACGGAAAACUAGUCCCUCCGACACUAAUUAUAUCCGGACAACUAGUCCCUCCGACACUAAUUUUAUCCGGACAACUAGUCCCUCCGACACUAAUUCUAUCCGGACAACUAGUCCCUCCGACACUAAUUCUAUACGGACAACUAGUCUCUCGGACACUAAUUCUAUCCGGACAACUAGUCCCUCCAACAAUAUUUCUAACCGGACAACUAGUCUUUCCGACACGUAUUCUAUCCGGACAACUAGUCCCUCCGACACUUAUUCUAUACGGACAACUAGUCCCUCCGACACUAAUUAUAUCCGGGCAACUAGUCCCUCCGACACUAAUUCUAUCCGGACAACUAGUCCCUCCGACCCAAAGUCUAUACGGAUAACUAGUCUCUCCGACACUAAUUCUAUCCGGACAUCUAGUCCCUCCGACACUUAUUCUACCCGGACAACUAGUCCCUCCGACACUAACUUUAUGCAUGCAGUUAAACAUAUGUUCUUGUGA